CCGUCAGAGACACGCAGCCGCCCGCAGCCUAACGCAACCUAACGCAGCCUAACGCAACCUAACGCAGCCUAACGCAACCUAACGCAGCCGCCCGCACGCCUCAGGCCGCAGACAUGGUGAGGACCAAAGCCGACAGCGUCCCCGCGGCCUACAGGAAAGCUGUUGCAGCUGCUGCACCCCGGAAGUCUCUGGGAUCCAGUUUGGCCAAUUCAGCCUCCUCCUCCAGCAGCCAGACCGCCACCCCUGCAAAGGGUAAAUAUGCAGGCGGGAACCCGGUGUGUGCCCGGCCCACGCCCACCUGGCAGAAGGGCAUCGGGGACUUCUUCGGCGGUCCACCGAGGAAACCAGAGAAGGAGAACCAGAGACCUCAGGAGGUAGAGGAUGACGAAGAGGCCGGAGGCAGCGGGAUGACAACCAGGAAGUCCAGACCGCUGCCGGCUGACGAUGAAGACGAUGAAUGAAGAUGAAUGAAUCCGUUUUGUGACCGUCGGUCCCGUUUGUUGCCUCCACAUUAACUUUGUGGCGUUUUUAAUGUACAUCUGUAUAUAAUAUCUGCUGAAUUCACAUUGUAUAGUUCAUUAAACCUUUUUUAAAAAUGUUAUUAACCAGCAGUUUCACUUUUAGAUGUUAAAAAACUAACGCAGAGCUUCACCUGAUGCUGCUGAGUGUAUCCUCCCAGCGUGGGAUGGAUUUAUGGAUUAAUGGAUUAAUGGAUUAAUGUUGAUCAGUCAAUGUUUCUCUCAAUGAAUCUGCUCCUUCAGAGAAUACAUUGAAUUCUUUGUUUCCUCUCAGACACAAAAACUCAGAUUACAGACUUUAUGAAAAGAAAAUGAUUCAUUCUAGAAGUUAUUUUGUUUCAAGGUUUGGAUUAUUCUUCCAUAUGAAAAUAAAAUGUUUGAUUUCAUCAUAAUUUGGUGUUUCGUUGACACAAAGCUCCUGUAAACCAAGAAGUCUUAAUAUUUCUAAUGAAACUAUUUGUCUC
This is a messenger RNA of Anoplopoma fimbria (sablefish), 982 nucleotides long. It is a transcript of the gene pclaf, whose product is annotated as PCNA clamp associated factor. Lineage: Eukaryota; Metazoa; Chordata; Actinopteri; Perciformes; Anoplopomatidae. The transcript has 4 exons. Gene Ontology annotation, cellular component: nucleus. The record is from RefSeq and is a predicted model, not a curated record. Gene Ontology annotation, biological process: regulation of cell cycle; translesion synthesis. The coding region runs from base 114 to 461 and encodes 115 amino acids. Gene Ontology annotation, molecular function: chromatin binding.